Vigna unguiculata (cowpea) is the source of this 954-nucleotide messenger RNA. RefSeq names its product protein RESTRICTED TEV MOVEMENT 3-like. The record is from RefSeq and is a predicted model, not a curated record. Lineage: Eukaryota; Viridiplantae; Streptophyta; Magnoliopsida; Fabales; Fabaceae. Gene Ontology annotation, molecular function: protein binding.
AUGGCGAAUCCGAAUACAAAGAUUCAAAUGUUUGGGAAAUUCACGUGGACAAUCAGGAACUUCUCCACGUUAGAGUCCGAGAAAUUGUACUCGGAUACGUUUUCUCUCAAUGGCCACACAUGGAGGCUUUAUAUAUAUCCAAAAGGGAAGAAAGUGAUGAAGUGUUUGUCAAUUUAUUUGAAUGGUGGUGGUGUUGCUACUUUGCCUCAUGGAUGGGAAAAAUUUGCAAAUUUCAAACUCAUUCUCAUUAAUCAGUUCGACCACGAAAACAAUAAAAUAAAAGAAACUAGCCACACGUUCAAUUCGAAAGCAAGGUCUUGUGGUUACGCAUCAUUCAUACGUUUGGAUGAACUUAGUGGCUCUAGUGGUGGGUUCAUCGUGAAUGAUACUUGUAUAAUUGAGGUUGACAUGUUGAUUCAUAAGCCGGAGCAUGAGAAACUGGUUCAUCAAUCAACCUCGUUUGGUGAAGUGGUGGAUUUUAAGGGCAUAGGAAAACUAGACAAAAUUUUUGUUCCUCUACUUGAAGAAGUUUGUUCACGCCAUCCAUUACUUAUUCACAGCAUGAAGAAGAGAAGUCAGAGAUUUAGUGAAUGGGGUUUUACAGCUUUGGGUAGGGUUCUUCAUUUUCUGAAGACUAAAAAGGUGAGAGACAUGGAUGAUGAAUCUUGUAAUCAUCUCCAAACUUUAUGGGAGGAACUUGAGACAUUUGGAUUUGAUUUGGUGUGGCUGAAACCUCAUGUUCAAUCUGCCUUAGGCAUGAAAACUCAUGUUGAGAGAGUUCUGGAGAUUGAAAGGUUGAAGGAGAAUUUGAGUACAUUAGAGAUCGAAACAAAGACUUUGAGAACAAAGAUGAUUGAAGCAGAAGUAAAUCUUGAAAUAGCAAGAAGAGACUUGUUAAAAGAAGGCUUUGAAGAGUGUAAUUUGGAUGUCGAACUAGGGUACGGAAUACCAUGA